GUCCAAUGGCUUCUUCAUUGGAGAGAAAAAGCCAUCCCAAAAUAAAUCAUGCUGAGCCUGAGGAUGAAAUUACAAAGGAAGAGGAAGAUGAAAGCUUCUGCUAUGCCAUCCAGCUGGUGGGUUCUUCUGUGCUGUCCAUGUCUCUGCAAUCAGCAAUUGAGCUUGGCGUUUUUGACAUCAUAGAAAGAGAGGGCCCAGGAGCCAAGCUCUCUUCGUCUGAGAUCGCAGCCAAGAUUGGCACCAAGAAACCUGAGGCACCCAUGAUGGUGGAUAGAAUCCUCAGGCUCCUCACCAGCCACUCUGUUCUUAAUUGCUCGUCUGUUGCUGCUAAUGGUGGGUCUGAUUUUCAGAGGGUCUACAGCCUUGGCCCCGUGUCUAAGUACUUUGUGAAUGAUGAAGAAGGUGGUUCUUUGGGCCCCGUGUUGACAUUGAUUCAAGACAAGGUCUUCAUGAAAAGCUGGACUGUCUUGGCAUGGAUUAUACUUAUGGACUGUCUUGGCCUGUCUUGGCUUGGUCUAAGUUGGAUAACACUUAUCCGGCGUUUGGUGUAUACUUGGCACUGCCUAAAGCUGUUGAAGAAUUGUUACAAAGCUAUUCCAGACAAUGGAAAAGUGAUUGUUGUGGAAGCACUACUUCCAGCUAUGCCAGAUACUAGCACUGCUGUGAAAAGCACUUCCCAGUGUGAUGUGUUAAUGAUGACUCAAGUUCAGGGAGGGAAGGAGAGGAGUGAACAAGAACUCAUGGCCCUGGCAACUGGUGCUGGAUUUAGUGGCAUCAGAUAUGAAUGUUUUGUCUGUAACAUUUGGGUUAUAGAGUUCUUUAAGUAACCAAGGCAUAUGAAAACUCAUACACUAAAAUGAAAGUGUCAAGGCUCCAAGCCUAAUAAAAGAUUGGCAAAUGUUUCUUAUCUAUAAGCAAGAAAAUAUUUCAGACUUAGAACUGCACAUAAAGUCUGCAGAUUAUUUUACUUAAUUUACUUUGAUCUUUCCCUUCUAAAGUUACAUAAGAAACGUAAUGAUAUGAAUUACAAAAUGAAGACAAAGUACAUUUAUAACCGUGGUUAGAAUAAGCUUAUGCAAACAAAAUGAAGAAUGUUCGCAUAUUUACGAACA
Molecule: messenger RNA, 1112 nt
Organism: Prunus dulcis (almond)
Lineage: Eukaryota; Viridiplantae; Streptophyta; Magnoliopsida; Rosales; Rosaceae
Product: anthranilate N-methyltransferase-like
Exons: 3
Coding region: 6-827 (273 amino acids)
Biological process (GO): methylation
Molecular function (GO): O-methyltransferase activity; protein dimerization activity; S-adenosylmethionine-dependent methyltransferase activity
Source: RefSeq, a predicted model, not a curated record